AUGGCCCUGGCGGCCUCUCUGGCUGAGCUGCGCGCUGAGGCCUGCUGCCCCGUGUGCCACGAUUUCCUGCAGGAGCCUGUGACCCUGGAAUGUGGCCACAACUGCUGUGGCUCGUGCCUGCAGCAGCGCUGGGAGCACCUGCAGGACAUCCUGCCCUGCCCCGUGUGCCUGCACCCCUGCACAGAUGGGCACCCCCAGAAGAACACGCAGCUGGGGGACUUGAUUGACCUGGUCCAGCAGAUUCUGUGCAUGAGGAAGAAGAACAGUGAGAAGGAAGAAAAUGAAGAGGAAGUAGAAGAGGAAGAAGAGGGCAGAGGCCGCUGUGAGAGGCACCAGCAGGCCCUGAGCCUGUUCUGCGAGGACGACCUGGAGCUACUGUGUGGCCAGUGCGCAGCCUCCCCUGACCACCAGGCCCACGACCUGACACCCAUUGCAGAAGCCGCUGCUCAUCACAGGACGAACCUUAAGAAUUGCCUAUGGCAUCUCGGGGAGCGGCUGGAGGAGGCAGUGAGGGCCUUGGAAAGGAAGGACGCCGAAUUCACCGAGCUGAAAGGCCAGUUGAAAUUGCAAAAGCAAAAUGUGACCCAAGAAGGCAGCCAUUUGAUGCAAUACUUGAGAAAACAGGACCGUUCCAUCGGGAAGAAGCUGGUUCACCAAAAGUCCGGUAUUUACCGACACAUGCUGCUAACCAAACAGCAGCUGUCCAGGGUGGCCUGCACCUGGAAGGAGCUGCUCACGGUGCUGCAGAAGGCUUGUCUGCAGGCCGACGCCCACCUGCUCCAGGACGCUGCAGCCCUGCAACUGGCCUGGAGGCAGCGCCAGAGGCUGGGGUUCCCUGAGGUCCCUUCCUGGAAGCACAAAGAGGAGAGUCUCUCUCUGCCCCCCAACUACAUCGGCUUGGACAACAUGAGGGCCAAAUUCCAGGUGCACCUGAUUCUGGACCCCGAGACCGCUCACCCGGAUCUCUUGAUCUCCCACCAGACAACCGCCAGCUACUGCCAGGAGGGCGCCCAGACCAGCCCCGGCAUGCGCCCCCGUGCCUUCACCUCCCGCGUGGCUGUCCUGGGGGCCCUGGGCUUCAGGGGCGGCCGGCACUUCUGGCAGGUGGAGAUCCGCGGCUUGGGGGUCUGGUGUCUGGGCGUGUGCACCGAGGCCUUCUCCAGGGACACUCGGGCCGCGCAGACCCCGCGCAAUGGCUGCUGGCAGGUGCCCGUGACCGUGUCCCUGAGCCUGCCCCGCCUCCCACGGGGCAAAGCAGCUGUCGCCUGCUUCGGGGUCUUCCUGGACUACGAGUUGGGGGAGAUUUCCUUCUACAACAUGAGCAAGAAGACCCACUUGCACACACUCACUGGCACAUUCACCGAGAGACUUGUGCCUUAUUUUUCGCACGGGCACUCCCAGAAGAACCCGCAACUGAUUGACCUGCUCCAGUCUCUUCCCAGCAAAAGGUUGAAGGUUGCAGAGAAAGUGGAAGAAGAGAAGGAGUAG
Molecule: messenger RNA, 1488 nt
Organism: Suncus etruscus (white-toothed pygmy shrew)
Lineage: Eukaryota; Metazoa; Chordata; Mammalia; Eulipotyphla; Soricidae
Product: tripartite motif-containing protein 75-like
Exons: 2
Coding region: 1-1488 (495 amino acids)
Molecular function (GO): protein binding; zinc ion binding
Source: RefSeq, a predicted model, not a curated record